AAUCACAGACAAAUGCACAUGCAUUUACAUCUACAUAGACACAGAUAGAAGAAGGUGGUGAAGACUGAAAAAGAAGAAUGUCGUGGGUAAAAUCUGCCGUGAACAAAGCGGUGGAAGCAGGUGGCCAAAGCAAUCUCAGCCGCGCCGUCCGUAACUACGCCGACACCGUUGUCCUCCAUGCAAGCAACGCCGUCGCCGGCGGAGCCAGAAUCAUCCAGGACCGCAUUGUGUCAAGGAAUAUGCAGAGUUUUAAGCAUACUGUAAAACGGUUAGAAGAAGUUUCUGUUUCAUGUAGAGGGAUAGAGAGAGUUCAGUUGCUAAGAAGGUGGUUGGUUGCACUCAGAGAAGUUGAGAGGCUUGGUGCUUCCUGCAUUAAUUCUGACACCAAUUCAAAAGAUCAAGACAACCAAUUUCCUUUUGAUGAUUUUAAGGAUUCGCCUAAAACACCUACUUUGAUUUACUAUGUAGACCCUGGCAUGGUGGGUGAACCUAAAACUUUUCGCGAUGUCUUUCUUUGCAGUCAAGCUCUUGAGGGCAUAACAUUGUCAGUGAUUCUCGAAGCACCAAAUGAGGAAGAAGUUUCACUACUUUCAGAGUUAUAUGGGCUCUGUAUUAAAGGAGGAAAGGAAGAAAAAGCUUCGUUGUUAUUCAGUGUACAGGAUUUGGCAAAAGCAUUUUCUGGAUAUGAAGAUGAAGUACUGGCAAAGCGAGAAGAAUUACUUCAAUUUAUCCAAGAUGCAAUUUCAGGGCUGAAAGUAAAUGCUGAUCUCAUGAGAAUAGAAGUUGAAGCCUGCAAUUUGAAGGAAAAAGUUGAGAAGAUGAAAGAAACCAAUCCAGAUGAAAAUUUUGUAAAAUCACCCAAAGAGACAGCUUCUGUUGCAAUAGAGGCUCUUGAAGUAGCUCUGAAAAAUAUUCAUAUAUGUUCUAAAUUGGAGGAACUCUUACUGAAAAGGAAACACUUUAGCUAUGGUGAUUCUCCGGAACUUCAUGCAGAAAAGGUUGAUAAAUUAAAAGUUUUAUCAGAGUCUCUUGCAAAUUCUGCUGCAAAAGCUGAGAGUCGCAUUUUAGAACAAAGAUCUCAAAAGGAAGAAGCACUUCAUUUUCGGGUAACUAAGUCCAAUGAGGUUAGCCAGGUUGAGAAGGAACUGGCAGUGGAGAUUGAAGAACUUGAGAAGCAGAAAAAUGAGCUCGAAGACAAACUGAAAAAGGUCAACACCUUGUUGGCAUCUGCUCGUGUACGCUUCCACAAUGCAAAAGAAGAAAGAGAUCAGUUUGAUGAAGCAAGCAAUCAAAUUAUUGCACAUUUAAAAAUGAAGGAAGAUGAGUUGGUGCGCGCCAUUGCUUCUUAUAGAAUGGAAGCCAAAGUUGUUGAUACAUGGAUCAAAUUUCUAGAGAGCACAUGGGUAUAUCAAGCCUCACAUACAAAGAGAAAAGAGGAGCAGGUCAAUGCUGAGCUGGAGAAAUAUGGGGAUCAUUUUGUGAAUUUGGCUAUCCAUCUUCUGUCUUCUUACAAGGAGAAAUUGGGUUCAACUGUUCCUCAAAUAAGAACACUUGUGGAUAAUUUAAGUUCGGGUCAAGGGUUAGAAAUAAUGGCAGCUGUAGAUAUUGACGGUUCGAAAGUUGUGAAUUCAAGGAAAAAGCUUGAAGAAGAAUAUUUGGAUAUCGAAUCCAAGGUUUUGACCACUCUGAAUAUAGUGGAUACCAUGAACAAGCAGUUUCACAUUCAAAAGGAAGGAGUUUUCAGAAAAGACAGGGACAAGGUCAGAGAACUAUUAGAUGCCAUUGAAAAAAUAAAGGAUGAAUUUGAAUCUAUUGAGAGACCUAAAUUGCAAAUUGAGAUUCCAACUAAAGGGCUAGAAACACCAAGUCCAAUACACUCAAGAUCUUCUUCACCUACGUCCAUGGCUAAUAAACACAAGCAAGAUAAAUCCAUCAACCCACACUCAAUUAGUGGGAAAACGAUAUCAGUGGCGGAGUUUGAUAGAUUAAGCGAGGAUGACUCAGCAGAAGAAAUAAGUGAAUGGGUGUUUGAUGCUCUUGAUAGAGAUCAACAUAAUAGGAGUUGACAACAUGAAGAUGAUAGACCAGAAGUACUGAUGAAAACAUGAUGAAAAGGACAACACUUCACUUGUGUCUUGGGAAGGCUGAGAUUGAUUUUUCAAUGUAGGCUUAUCAUGUCUUGAACUUGUCUAGGGAAUUCACUUAACGGAUGUACAUGAAACUGCUUUGGUCCACUGAAGGAUGUAUUUAUACCAUUAUCAUAUUCAAUCAUUAUUCCAAUGUUGAUC
This is a messenger RNA of Lotus japonicus, 2288 nucleotides long. RefSeq lists its product as uncharacterized. The transcript has 18 exons. The record is from RefSeq and is a predicted model, not a curated record. NCBI's taxonomy places the organism in Eukaryota, Viridiplantae, Streptophyta, Magnoliopsida, Fabales, Fabaceae. The coding region runs from base 78 to 2066 and encodes 662 amino acids.